CAUGUUUUUUUAGUCUUGCUGCGCUGGCGUCUCCUUGCUCAGAACACAAAAAAACAAAUAUUUGGUCAAUUUGCCAGACGGAACCAAGAGGAAUGCCUCACACAGGUCAGACGGGUGUCAACCAGUUGGGCGGUGUCUUUGUUAAUGGUCGACCUCUACCCGAUCACAUCAGACGACGAAUCGUGGAGUUAGCACAGAUGGGGGUACGUCCAUGUGACAUCUCGCGGCAACUUCUCGUCUCACACGGCUGUGUUAGUAAGAUACUGACGAGAUUUUACGAGACAGGUUCCAUCAAACCUGGUUCUAUUGGUGGCAGUAAGCCGAAGGUGAGGCAAGUGGCGACACCUCUGGUUGUUCGUAAGAUUUUGAACUUCAAGCAAGAGAACCCGUCGAUAUUCGCCUGGGAAAUCCGUGAUCGGCUUUUGGCUCAACGAAUCUGUGAUGAACAAUCGAUACCUAGUGUCAGCUCAAUCAACCGAAUCCUUCGAAAUGCAAACGCUUUUGUUGGGGGAGAUUGUGAUUCCCCUUCUUCCGGUCUCAGCCAACAAUCCCUUAGUCUACAAUCUCCUAAAUGCUUUAUGGCGGCUGCUACAGCUUCUACCUCUAACAUACCAGCCCGUCCGGGUUCAAAUCCAUCUGGCCCCGGUCUACCGCCAACAGCUGGACUUGCAACAGCAGCCCUAUUUCCACAUCCGGCUUAUACGAACAACUUCCUGCCCAUACCAGGACUUUCCUAUCCGAAAUUGGUGCAAGUUUGCAGCAACGGAUCAUCGACGAAUGGAGGAAGUAUGGAAGUUGAAUGUUCAACCAGUCCAUCACCCCGUGAUUCGACGGGCAGUGACAAAGAUGUUGACAUUAACAACGGUGAAGACGAUUCGCCGAUGCCCACUAAACGGAAAUCCAGUCACAUCACUUCCGAUGGUGGCACCGACGAUGAGACCCCGAGUCGAGUGAUGUCUUCAAGUGACAGUUCCAAGAAGACAGACCCUGAUAUAGAGCUAUGCUCCACAGAGUCACCGUUAGCAAAACGACGGAAAUUAACAAGCCACAAACUAGACAUUAAAGCGGAAAAAAGCGAUCUACCCAAUUUUGGGGCAGCCUACAGGUUUCCCUUGUGCGCAGGCCCUCAAUUUUUCUACCCUCCCGUUCUUUCAUAUCCAUAUUUAACAUCUUCACUGUCAAAUACCAGUCACUUGAUGUCAGCUUCUGGCUUCGCUUGGUCCAGUGCAUUCCCCUCUCUGCUGGCACAUUCGGCGAAUCAUGUGCCUCCCGGGAAAUCACCAUAAAAUACACAGAUCAGAAAGCUGGAAUAUAUUUAACUACGUUCUUCUGAAUUCAUAUUUAAAUAAUAAAAAUCAGAAGAAAAUAAAAACGAAAUAAAAACAUAAGACGUUCGAUGUAUGAAUACAAAAAAUCAUGAAACGUUUAUUAAUGACAAAUAAAAAAUGAUUAAUUAUGAAGUUAACAAAACAAAAACUAAAUAAAUAUAUAAAAAAAUACAAAGAGGAUUUUCGAGGUAAAAACUAUCGGAAUGUUUAUCAUCAGACGAAUUCUUGAUUUACCAUAUUUGUCAUGUUUUAUACAGAUGCACAAUAUUGAUAUCCAAAGAGAUGGAACGCUGUUAUAUGUGUGUGAGAGAGUACGCAUAUACAUAUAUGUAUACGUAUAUAUCAGAUUAUAUAUAAAUAUCACAUUUUAUAAACAUCACAUUAUAUAUAUAUAUACACACACACACAUACAUAUAUUAUACAUAUGUAUAUACAAAUAUAUGUAUGUGCGUGUGUGGGGGGAGUGUGUGUGCGUUAUGGCACAACGAUAGUAUCGAACAAUCGGGACAUUAUUGAGUAGAGCACUCGAUAAUGGGCAAAUCGAUCGAAACGGUCGUUGUGUCAUUCUUUUAGAGUAUGUAUUAUAAACUCUAUACUCGUAUCAUGUAUUGAGUACUACAUAUGAAAGUAGUCCAGUUCGAUUGAACCAAUUUCAAACGAGAUAAUACAAUAUCUGUGUGUGUGUGUGUGUGGACUGACUGAAUGACUCUACACGUGUCUGAAUGUAAUUAAGCGAACAAGUACUCAAUACCGGAGAAAGUAUAGUAACUUAUAUUCAAAGCUAAAUAUUGGUGAGCAGCCACUUAAGUCUCCCUUUUCUGCUUCAUAUUUGCUUUGAGUGAAAUAUGGCGCAUACUCAAAGUUUUGCCUUUCGUUUUUCGCAAAAAUGUCGAUCACAGCGACUGCGAACCAGCUGAGAGAUAAAAUUGCAGGUAAAAAUCCCGUAUUUCAAAUGAGACAAACGGUGUU
Octopus bimaculoides (California two-spot octopus) is the source of this 2297-nucleotide messenger RNA. RefSeq lists its product as uncharacterized. Lineage: Eukaryota; Metazoa; Mollusca; Cephalopoda; Octopoda; Octopodidae. The record is from RefSeq and is a predicted model, not a curated record. Gene Ontology annotation, molecular function: DNA-binding transcription factor activity, RNA polymerase II-specific; RNA polymerase II cis-regulatory region sequence-specific DNA binding. Gene Ontology annotation, biological process: anatomical structure development; regulation of transcription by RNA polymerase II.